AUAUUCACCGUUACGCAGACCUACGAGCUGGACUUCUACGCGUUUUUCGGAUGUGUUGGCCUUUUCAACGCCGGUUUCCUAUUCAUCUACGCCGCACUAGACGCCAGUAAGGUGAUGCGCUGGUCGACAAGUGGUUCCGUAUUAAAGACGGGAGAAGGGAGCUUUGCCAAUUUUUCGCUCAUGUUGCAGUCAUGUGAUCCCGAACAAUACGAUUCCUGGAUCUAUUUGGAAGACCUCCAGGAACGUGGAUUGAAGUAG
Molecule: messenger RNA, 258 nt
Organism: Dibothriocephalus latus
Lineage: Eukaryota; Metazoa; Platyhelminthes; Cestoda; Diphyllobothriidea; Diphyllobothriidae
Source: the annotation of a GenBank genome assembly